AUGUAUAUUCGUUUACAAUGGAUUGUUCAAAUAUUUGUUGAUAAUGUUUCGACUGAAUCAUCGAUUGUAGCUAUUGUUAUGCCGCAUAAAGAAUACGUACGACAGAAUUUUAAAACAACAAUAACACUUUUUGACGAUGUAUGUAAAGAUACAAAAUCGAAACAAUUUAUCUUGAAUGAUUUACAACGAUUAGCUAAAGAAUAUAAAUUUAAAUAUCAUAAAUGUAUUAAAAAUAUACGUCUUCAUCUUGAUUUAUUUUCAAAAGAAAAUAGUUUCAUUACAUCUAGAUUAAAAACUCGUAGAACAAAAGCUUGA
Rotaria sp. Silwood2 is the source of this 315-nucleotide messenger RNA. NCBI's taxonomy places the organism in Eukaryota, Metazoa, Rotifera, Eurotatoria, Philodinida, Philodinidae. The record is from the annotation of a GenBank genome assembly.